AACGUCAUUAAAGUAUUCUGCAGUUUAAGGAGGCAGUCGUCAUUUUAAAUUCCCCAUGAAGAUGCAAUUGAUCAUACUAGUUUUGGCCAUUCUAUCAUGUGGCCUAGCUGUUGAGGUGACUCUCAAUUGUGAAAAGUGCCUGGCCUCCACCGAUGUCUACUGUAUCAACCAGACUUCAUAUAGAAAUUGUAUAAAAAACGCUCCCAUUGGCAAUGUGAUAAAUUGUCCCACAGGAACAGUUUGCACUAAUUCCGAUGUCGUUUGUGUAAAAAGUUCCGAAUUGCCUGAAAAUAUAGUGGAUGUGUGUGGCACCUCUGGAGGUGGAACAGGAUGUGCAAAGUGUACAACUCAGAAAUUCACUUGUGUCAGCAGAAAUCAAUUCGCUAGGUGUUCUGAUACGACUUUAAUCAACUCAAAUAUCUAUGAUUGCGACACCGAUGAGAUUUGCGUCUCAGAAGCUCUGGAUAAAUACGACAAUAUCUGUGUGCCCUCAUGCGCCAGUAAAUUUUUGAAUCUGAAAGCGUCGUGCAGCAAUAGCGAAUACACGACCACGACAACCGAGGCUCCGACUACUGUAACACCCAGUUCGGAACAGAAAAAAAGUGCCUGCAGUGCGGCAGCAACGGAUCUUAACAUUCCUGCCACCACCAAGUACUUCUUCACAAAAUACAAUGCGGAUACUACCUGCCGCAGUUAUCUUUACUGCGAAAGAAGUGGAACUACCGACUGGAGCAUUGUAUAUAUGACUUGCACUUCGUCCAAACCGUUCUACGAUUCUGCCAAAUCCGUUUGUGUGGCAACUAAACCAUCUACUUGCGCCUAAAUCGACCAGUUAGGAUAUUUUGAACAUGCAUUAUUGUUUAAAUAAAACCGGAUUGUAAAGAAAUUUUUGAACAAGCCUUUUGGUGUAAAAUUCAUAUUGUAACUUAAAAUUUUGUUUAUUUUAAUUACUUAAAUUCGACAGGAAAUGGUAAAAUAUACAAUUAAUAAAUAUCA
Molecule: messenger RNA, 996 nt
Organism: Drosophila gunungcola (fruit fly)
Lineage: Eukaryota; Metazoa; Arthropoda; Insecta; Diptera; Drosophilidae
Exons: 3
Coding region: 56-823 (255 amino acids)
Cellular component (GO): extracellular region
Molecular function (GO): chitin binding
Source: RefSeq, a predicted model, not a curated record